This is a messenger RNA of Eutrema salsugineum, 2037 nucleotides long. RefSeq lists its product as uncharacterized. The record is from RefSeq and is a predicted model, not a curated record. The transcript is spliced from 2 exons. Lineage: Eukaryota; Viridiplantae; Streptophyta; Magnoliopsida; Brassicales; Brassicaceae. Bases 1063 to 1716 code for a protein of 217 amino acids.
UAAACCAAAAGUGCAAAAAAAUACAAAACUAAACUCGGUUUAACCGAAAUCACUACACUAGUACACCGAUUAGGUCAAGUCAAUUUAAAACGCUCAAAGACGGCGACGCCGACACUAGCGUCCCAGCAGAAACGCCAACCACACCGGAGAAGAUACACAGACGAACCGGAGGAUUUCGCCGGCAAGAAUCCUUACUCAACCAUCAAAACCGGAACCAACAAGCAACAUCGACAAACCAUCUCAAAGCUUAAUCCUCAAUCCGGCCAACGGUGGAUGCCACAACAACCGGAUCGUUAGGGCCAAAACCCACAGCCACCGUCGCUUAAGUCGAAUUACCAACUCCCACGAAACCACCGUCGGCUUGCAGUGGUAUCCCUCCGAAUCACCUCCUCGAUUUCCGCUGCAUCACCGCAUCUAGUACGACACCGACAGAUCUUUGUCUCCUUUCCCCUGUACUCCCACCGCCGUCCUCGGGCGCACGGAGCUUCAGAGUAAUCGUGAGACAUCUCGCUUUCUUCAGAUCCUCUCCACCGCCCCCAAGCAGAGAGUGAACGAGUAGUCGCGAAGGAUCCGCUCCACGCCGCGCACUGCCAGAGAGAAAGAAGCCGAGCCUCUUGAUUCACCUCGAUCAACCAGCCAGAUAAAGCUCAAACAAACAGAGAAGAAAAGAAAGAAAGAAAAACGAAGAUGAGGAGACAGCGGCUACGGCGAACAAAGAGAGAGAGGAACGAUUCUCUUUUCUCUUUCUUACUCGACAAAAUCUGUUUCGACUCUUCUUCUCCGAAUCGCCUCACCGUGGCCUUCACCGAUUCUCGCUCUUUUCGAUCAAAGAGACGUCUGCCGGAGCUAUAUUGGGAGUAAGCGAUUUCAUCUCUGACUCCUCUCUCGUCGAUUUGUUCUGUUAUCUCCAUCUCGGAGAAUUUUCGAUGGUUGUGGUUUGAGUGUGAGAAUGGAAAUGAAGGAGCUUGUGAGGUUGAUAUUGAGACUCAAAUCUCGGAAACUGUCUCUGUAGGAGCACCUCGUUCUGAAACUGAUUCUGAUGAGUACUCGGAUAGUGCAGAGAUGGUUCAGAGGCUUUCAGAAGCUGAUCAUGGAACUGAAUUAAAAGAAUCUGUUUUGGAGGAGACUCUAGUAGAUGACUCUGUCAAAAAGAUCCAAGAGACUUGUGAGGUUGAUGAUUACUCUGAUAGUGCAGAGAUGGUGAUGUUCUCAGAAGGAGAUCAUGGAAUUGAAUUAAGAGAAUCUGAUUUGGAGGAGACUAUAGUAGAUGAUGACUCCGUGAAAGAGAUCCAAGAGACAUGUGAGGUCGAUGAUAACUCUGUUUGUGCAGAGAUGGUGAGGUUUUUAGAAGGUGAUCAUGACAUCAAGUUAAAAGAAUCUGACUUGGAGGAGACUCUGACAGGUGACUCUCUGAAAGAGAUCCAAGAGAAAGCAAAUAGAGAUGAUGAAGUUGUCUUUAUGAUGAAGAACUCAGAAGCAGAUGAAGAGACACUAAAGGAUAAAGCUGAAGAUUACAAAGAGGAGUCUCAGGACCGAAAUGAAGAUGUAUCAAUGAUAGAGGAAACUGCAAAGGUUCCACUUAAGGAAGAAGAGUCAAGUGUCACCAUUUCAUGGACUGUCAGAUGCAAGAAACCCGUUGCAGAGACGGAGGCCUUGAGGGGAUUCAACCCAAGAGAACCCAAUUACCAUGUGAAGAUUAACAACAGCCAAACGUAAGGCUUCAACUUCAGCUUCCAAUGAAGAAGAUGUAGGGAAAAUUGCUCCUAAGCCUUGCAGAAUCUGCCUUCCUUGUUUAUUAUAUAAAAUCCAGGCAACACCUGCUAAUUGUGUCGGUGAUAUCCAAGAAGCAUCAAUAAAACAACAAUAUUGAUCUGCAGCAGUGAUUGCUUCUUGACGAGAUGUGGGUACAUUUGUAGAGCCUGUAAAUAUUCUCACACCUGAAGCUUGUUGUGCUCGUUGCAGAUCAACUUUGGUUUUCUCCAAUGCUUAAUAAUCCUUAAGAAACAUACAUAGGUUUCUCGAAUAAACAUGGCCUGU